UGAGUCACUCCAGAUGUGCUCAAAAACAGAGUCUGUCUGUGAAAGCGGAGUCCCCCAAUUCCAGGGAGAGCUGGAUAAAGAGGUGCUGACUUCUGUCCCACCCAGGAGGGCAGGCAGGCCCUUCCUUCUAAGGAAAGGGGAAGGCGUUUCUCCAUUUCUGAGAGGGGAAGGGCAGUAAAAAAAGAUAUAUACACACUUCUUAGUCGAAUUAUAUGCUGAAACACCCACAGAUAUUGGGGUUCUGUGUGGUUUUAGAGGUGGUUUUCUCUUCUUGAAGUAAAAGAUGUGUUGGAAGACCUUAAUGCUUCUGCUGCUAUAUUACAAUGCUCAGGCUACUCUGGCCCGCAGAUGGAGCAGAGCUGUGCUCUUCCCUUCGGCUCAUCGGUCAAAGAGAUCAUCUUCAGGUCCUAUAAAUCCUGUGCUGCAGAACUCCCUAGAGGAAGUGGAGCUGCUCUAUGAGUUUCUUCUGGCUGAACUUGAGAUCAGCCAAGACCUGAGGAUCUCCAUCAAAGAUGAGGAACUCUCCUCCUUGCGGAAGGCCUCUGAUUUCAACAUCAUCUGCAAUGAAGUCAUCCCCAAGAGCAUCACAGACAUCCGCCGGCUGAGUGCCCACCUCUCUGAGCGGAUUGGAGUCCUCAAGAGAGAAGACUUUGAACGGACAGUACUAACCCUGGCCUACACGGCCUAUAGAACGGCCCUGGCCCAAGGGUUCCAGAAAGACAUAUGGGCCCAGUCUCUCCUUAGCCUCUUCCAAGCCCUGAGACACGACUUGGUGAAGUCUUCUAGUUCCAAGCACUCUCAAUGAAAGACACUUGCAUACUGAGAGGGGAGAGCAGCAACCCAGAGCUUUUUCUAGCUUGUCACCCAACAACCCAAAAGGUCUUUAUUCUCUUACCCAUUACCUUCCUCAUGGAAAGGGCCAAUUGAAGCAUGUUCUACUUGGAAAGAAAAAUAGUGAUCAGAAAAAAAGGAAAAAAAUAAGCCUAUAUUUCUUUACUCUAGACUAUUUCCAACAAAUAUGUUGGCUUUAGGUCAAGAUUCUCCAGGCCAGUAUUUUUAAAAUACCUCCAGGGAGAAAAUGGUUUACUCUCAGUGGUAGGUGGAAGACUCAGACAAGGGUCCCAACUAUUCAAGAGUAAGUACAGGCACAAGGAGACUGGACAAAUGUUGGGGAGAGGGAUCGGUCCUUCUUUGGGGCUAAUUAGCUAAAAAAACAAGAUUAAAAGUACCUCUUUUUCCAAAUUUUCAUUGGUAGGAAAUAGAUACUAGAACAAUAAACAAUAACUUAUUCUAUUGAGAUAUUUCUCAACUUCUUCCACAAAAGUCACGAAAUAUAAGUCUGACCUAGAACAAAAAUAAAGUAAAUACAGCAUAAAGGAGGGAUACAAGUGAAUUUUCCAGAUAACUAAAAGUCACCCUUCACAUGCCAAGUCUUUUAUUUUUUAACCAUUUUCUAUAGAAAUCAUUCCAAAAUGUAUUAAAUAUUUCCCUGCCUUCUUAAAUUGAGAAUAUGGAAAAUAAUUUAUAUUUUUUAUCUCUAUGGUUCAUUAUAGUUCUUUAUGAUCAUCAAUUUUUGUACUGUAUUCUGUAAUGUAAUAAUCCUGUCUGGGGGCUGUGAGGAGUGCAGGGAUAUUUGCACCUACACUAAAUGUUCCCAGACUUUGCUAAUUUUGUGUUUGGGUUUUAAAUUAUUCUGUCUCCUCCCUGACUGUCAGGCUAUCAGUUUUCACUUUUUUCCUAUUAUGUCCUUCCCUAACUUUUUUCUAACUUGCUGUGGGUCAGGAAAUCACAUAACUCACUCUGUCAGAAUUGUGUGCUGAGUAAGUCAGUCAAUUCUCUGAGUUAAGGACCUCCUUCAAGUACUCUGUAAAUAGCUAUUUUAGUAGCAAAGAGAUCCUUUUGGCUUACCUCCAAGUUCAUUGCUGUGUUCUAAAGGGUUGAAGUUGCUCCGAGACUGACCUCAAGAUAAGCAGGACAUUGAGGCCUUGAAUCUGGUUAUUUCAAGUGUGACUCUAAAGACUGUGAUUUGAUAAUGAUAAAAGUCUGGUCUGGAAUUCCAUAAAUCUUGGGAUAAAUGAAGCUUUGUAUACCCAAGCCUAAUAGCUUUUUCAGAGAAAUAUUAGUAAGUUGGUUGGCAGGAAGAAGGUACUCACUAUCAAAAAAUGCUACAUAACUCUGCUCCAACCUCCACAGCUCUGGCUCAGAAAAGCAAUGUUAAUAUCUUUCUGUCUUUGUCUCUGUCUCUGUCUCUUUCUCUGUCUCUUUUUGUCUGUCUGUCUCUGUCUCUAUCUCUGUCUCUGUCUCUGCCUGUCUCUGUCUCUGUCUCUGUCUCUCUCCCCGCCUCCCUCCACUUUCCCCUUUUCUCCUUUUCUCUGUCCCUUGUUAUACACUAUUGCACUUUCUGUUUCUCCUAGGGAAAAUGGAACAUCUCACAAGUUGACAUGCUUUCCUUCCCUUUUCUUUUUCAAUCUAUUUCCCUUUGCUUUGGGGGGUGGGUAGGGUGGGGUGGGGA
This is a messenger RNA of Sarcophilus harrisii (Tasmanian devil), 2512 nucleotides long. RefSeq names its product family with sequence similarity 180 member A (gene FAM180A). The coding region runs from base 284 to 805 and encodes 173 amino acids. The transcript has 3 exons. The record is from RefSeq and is a predicted model, not a curated record. NCBI's taxonomy places the organism in Eukaryota, Metazoa, Chordata, Mammalia, Dasyuromorphia, Dasyuridae.